Messenger RNA from Rattus rattus (black rat), 4099 nucleotides. RefSeq names its product tigger transposable element derived 5 (gene Tigd5). Lineage: Eukaryota; Metazoa; Chordata; Mammalia; Rodentia; Muridae. The coding region runs from base 136 to 2064 and encodes 642 amino acids. The transcript has a single exon. Gene Ontology annotation, molecular function: DNA binding. Gene Ontology annotation, cellular component: nucleus. The record is from RefSeq and is a predicted model, not a curated record.
ACUUGCGGGCCCGUGCAAGCAAGGCUGGCGAGACAAAAGGGAGGGACCCGGGCAGUCCCGCCCCCGAGCCCCGCCCCAAGCGGCCCGCGCGGGGUGUCAGACUCGCUAUCCCGGGUGGUCCCUGGCGCCGACGCCAUGUACCCCGCGAGCCCUUCAGCCGGCCCAGCCUUGCACCCGGUCCCUCAUCGCGCUCGUCUUCCCCGGCCCCGGUGCCUUGCGGAGCCACCGCGAUCGCCGGCGCCCGGCCCGGGUUCUACAGCGCGCCCACCGCCCCCAGCACCCGGGCCGCGGCCCCGGGUGGCCGUGAAGAUGACUUUCCGUAAGGCCUACUCCAUCAAAGACAAGCUACAAGCCAUCGAGCGCGUCAAGGGCGGUGAGCGGCAGGCCAGCGUGUGCCGCGACUUUGGCGUGCCAGGAGGCACACUGCGCGGCUGGCUCAAGGACGAGCCCAAGUUGCGCUGGUUUUUGGACCAGCUAGGUGGAGAAGUGGGCACGCAGCGCAAGAAGAUGCGUCUGGCCAACGAGGAGGAGAUCGACCGCGCCGUCUACUCGUGGUUCCUCACCUUGCGCCAGCACGGCGUGCCACUGUCCGGACCAGUUAUCCAAGCUCAGGCUGAGGCCUUUGCUCGCCAGAUCUACGGCCCCGAGUGUACCUUCAAGGCUAGCCACGGCUGGUUCUGGCGCUGGCAGAAGCGCCAUGGCAUCUCUAGCCAGCGCAUCUAUGGUGAGGCUGAGCCCCCGGUCGCAGGACCCGCGCCUGUCAAAGAGGAGCCUGCGCAGCCGCCGAGCGCAGGUCUUCUACUUGACGGUGCGCCGGCCACUCUACCCCAUUCCGAGGGUGGCUAUGGCGACGAGCAGAUCUACAAUGCUAACGUUACUGGUCUUUAUUGGAGGUUACUUCCGGAGCAGAACGCAACUCCGGGCACUGGCGACUCCAGGGAGCCUGGUGGGUGCAGCCGGCGCUGGCGUAGCGACCGAGUGACAGUACUGCUGGCCGCCAACCUGACGGGCAGCCACAAGCUAAAACCACUAGUCAUCGGGCAGCUACCAGACCCACCCAGCCUGCGUCACCACAACCAGGACAAGUUCCCGGCCUCCUACCGCUACAGUCCAGAUGCCUGGCUCAGCCGCCCUCUUCUUCGGGGCUGGUUCUUCGAGGAAUUCGUCCCUGGUGUCAAGCGCUACCUGCGCCGAAGCUGCCUGCAACAGAAGGCUGUGCUGCUGGUGGCCCAUCCACCCUGUCCAAGCUGGACAGGGAGCAUGCCUGCCGUGGAGGAGAGCGAGGGGACUCCCAGGCAGUGCCAGCCUGAGCUCCUUGGGUCCCCAGAGGAGCUUCAAACACCUGAUGGUGCGGUUCGAGUCCUCUUCUUGUCCAGGGGCAACAGCCGAGCACACAUCCCUGCACCGUUGGAGCAUGGUGUGGUGGCAGCCUUCAAGCAUUUGUACAAACGGGAGCUCCUGAGGCUUGCCGUGUCUUGUGCCAGUGGCUCUCCUCUGGACUUCAUGAGGAGCUUCAUGCUCAAGGACAUGCUAUACCUGGCUGGCCUCUCUUGGGACUUGGUCCAGGCAGGCAGCAUAGAGCGCUGCUGGCUGCUGGGUCUGCGAGCAGCCUUUGAGCCUGGGCAGCAGCCUGCCCACCAGGUAGAGGAGGCUGCUGAACACAGCAGGAUGCUCAGUGACCUCACACAUCUGGCAGCUCUGGCUUACAAACGCCUGGCACCUGAAGAGGUGGCAGAGUGGCUACACCUGGAUGAUGAUGGAGGUCUCCUUGAGGGUUGCGGAGAAGAAGUGGCCCCUGCAGCUCCUCCAUCCCCAGCUAGCCUGCCCUCCAGCAUUGGGGCUGGAGAGGAGGAGGAGGAAGAGGCCACUGAACAAGGAGGAGUUUUGGUCCCCACUGCUGGGGAAGCUGUUUGGGGACUAGAGACAGCUCUGAGGUGGCUGGAAAGUCAGGAUCCUAGAGAAGUGGGACCGCUGAGGCUUGUGCAGCUACGGUCCCUCAUCACCAUGGCACGGAGGCUUGGGGGCAUUGGCCCCUCAGCAGCAGCUUCUGAUGAUGGUGUGUGACUACCCUGGCCCAGUGGCCUCUCUCCUGCCGCACUGGGAGAGAGGGGGCAUACACAGUUCUCCACCUUCCACCUUUUCUCCCUGGUAGUCCACUGUAGAGGUCCAGGGAUGCAAGCCAGCCCAGCUUGGAGGAUGAACUACCCGGUGAUCCACAGGGUCCUGGAGAAGUAGCUAAAAGAAGCAAAUUGUUCUUCCCUGGGUAGGCACAUGUGGGCACAUAAGCACAGCACCUACUGGAGAACAGUUGACUGUACUUCCAUUCUGGCCCCUAUGGGGCACGCGCGAGCACACACAUGCACACGCACAGGCACACGCACACACAUCCUGGCCUCCAUGUGCUCUGGAUGAGGCUGCUGUUUCAUCUGCCUCCCUGGUGCUACCUGGUCUCAUCUCCGUGGGGAAGCACUUGGUUUUGUUUUAAAAACACAUUAAACCUGUUUGGAAAGAUGCUCUUCCUAGGGAACCACGAGUGCUGGCAUGGUGAGGUGGUCUCUGGGCUCUUCUGCCCUCGCCCUAAUAACUGCAGGGCCUUAUGGUGCCGGAUCAAAGCUCCAGUCCCAGGCCUGAGGUGGUACGCUCCCAGGAGAGUGGGAAGGGGGAAAUGGAAGCCCAGUGCUGGCUAAGGUUUUGGAUGCAGAGAGUAAAGUAAAUUCUAUUCUACUUAGAUCUUUAGUGCCUCCUCUAAAAACUCCAUUCUGGAUAGGUCUUCUAUUCACGAGGUUGGCAACUGUUUGGAUUUGGACCCAGGUGGCUUGACCAGUGGGCAGGACAAACCACAAAGCACUUUGUCUAGCUCCAGGGCAAUCUGAUCUACCUGGAAACAAGUCAUAGCCUUUGCAACCAUCUGGAGAGGCUGCAGUGCCUUAGAGUCAACCCCUCACCUCAUGGGCUCUUCCCCCUAAACUUGUCCACCAGGAAUUGCCAAGGGUAUGGCUCAGGAGCAAUCCUGGACGGCCCAGGUUGAAGGAGAAAAGGCUCAAAGGAAUGACCACAUUUUGUAUCACUCUGCUGCUCUGUCCAACUGUGGAUUCAGAUUACUGCUGGCGGUCUAGAGCUAAGGGACCUGCGUCUUAAGGAGGGGCGCUGUGUCUUUGCAGAAACACUGUCCUGAGCCCUUGUCCUAGUACUCUCCCCUCAUCUUCCCAUCUCCUAGUCUGAGCCUUGAAAACUUGAAGUGGAGAAGGGCAGGGGGUGUAACAGCUUGGCAAUGGGCAGAGCCUUGAGUGAGGUAUGCAAAAGUGAUUUCCAUGGAGGUCCAAGAAUUCAGCUCCUUGGAGCCACAACAUCCCAGUCAAAAGUCUGUUUAAAUAUCAAAAGCUGAGGGAAAGCAAGGAGCAAGGGAACUGGGGCUCAGGGAGCAGACUCCAUCUGUGCACACUAGGGCCCAUCUGACCAUAGAAGUACCCAGCCUCCCCAGUGAAGACCUAGGGAACCUCGUAGCUGGCUGGGGUCUGGAACACUAGCUACUUGGGUGGGUUUUCAAAAGUCUAAAGUGUCUAUACCAGCAGCCUCCAUAUCAGCCUAGCACUCGGUUAGGAGCUACCAUCCAGCUGUGACAGACCUACAAUCUGCAGAGGCAGAUCUGGGCCUUGGGUGUACAUUCAGACUGAGUAGCUUCCAGUAGCUGUUCUUAUACACAUACCAUUCUUCUGGAGAGGUUUCAAUCUGGCCUUGGCCCAGAUAGACUAGAGUUGGCAGAGACUAGGGCUCAGGAAUAAGACCUCUCUCACCAGCCUCUCUUAACAGUUCAAGCCCCUUUCACUUGGGCACACGAGGCCCAGGAGGUUGUUAGGGCCCUGUAUUGCGGUUGUCCUAUAAACAAGCAAGUGAGGCCUGGCUGAGUUACAGAGAGUUCCUGUCAGGUUUGUGUCUGUGUGCUAUCAUUAACUGGGCUAGGGAGAUCAUGAUGAGGCUCAAAGGUGUCCUCUCAGCCUAGGGAUGUAGUGCAGUGGUAGGGUGCUUGCCUAGGAUGCCUAAGGCCCUGGGUUCAAACAACUGCUCUACAAUAAAAAAAAAAUGUCCAAUUAGAAUGAAA